Molecule: messenger RNA, 416 nt
Organism: Pelobates cultripes (western spadefoot toad)
Lineage: Eukaryota; Metazoa; Chordata; Amphibia; Anura; Pelobatidae
Source: the annotation of a GenBank genome assembly
AUGGUAGACGCCCUGGCUGACUUAACAAGACUUGAAACCCUACAUAAACAAAAUCCGUCAGACUCGCUCCUGACGCAGCUCAAAACGACACGGGACCUCAUCACACAACUCUCAGCAGCAGACGUGGCGAGGAAUCUCAUGUGGUCCAAGCAACGAUUCUAUGAAAAGGGCAACAAGGCGGAUUCACUAUUGGCACGCUGCCUCAAAAAACGUCAGGAAAAUAAGACAAUAUCGAAAAUCCGAACUAGGUCUGGUGAAACGACGACAAACCCAGAAGCAAUAGCCCAGGAAUUCCUGCAAUACUAUACAGACUUGUACAACCACGCCACUCCAACGCCCACGGGGGAAAUAAACCAGGCGGAAGCCACCUCCUCAUUCUUACGACCCCUCAACCUACCCACCUUAUCCAGCAGAGC